This is a messenger RNA of Paramuricea clavata, 1664 nucleotides long. NCBI's taxonomy places the organism in Eukaryota, Metazoa, Cnidaria, Anthozoa, Malacalcyonacea, Plexauridae. The record is from the annotation of a GenBank genome assembly.
AUGAUUUUUGAGCUUGUUGUUGUGGCCGUUGCAGUUUUGCUUGUCUGGCUAUCGUGGUUUCUUCUAUCUACAAACUAUGAACGAAGUAGAAUGCCCCCAGGUCCAUAUCCAUUACCUUUCAUUGGGAAUGUUCACCAACUUGGCCGAGAUCCACCCUUUACCCUAGAACAUCUUCGUAAAAAAUAUGGUGACGUUUACACAUUUUCUACUCCAGUUGGAAAUUUUGUUGUUGUCAACAGUGCCAAACUCGCAAGGGAUUUACUUGUCACGAAGAAAGAUGAUUUUGCUGGUCGUCCAAAGACUUCCUUCUUUCCAAUGACAGAAAUAUUUAUGAACAAGGACAUCCCAUCCUCUGAUUACAGUCCAUCACUUCUAUUCCGGCGAAAGAUAGUCAAAUCUGCACUCCGAUUGUUCGGGGAAGGUACAAAAGUUACAGAAGAAAAAGUUACAAGGGAUAUUAAAAGCUUCUUACAAAGAAUUGAAGAAACAAACGGGGAAGCAUUUUCAAUUCAUGAUCAUAUAAGUGCAUUAAUAAUUAACAUGUUAUGCGAACGUGUUCUUUCAACACGAUAUCCGGUUAAUGAUAUCACUAUCAAGAAGCUCGCUGAUUUUGGACGCAAUAUUCUCCUGCUUGGGAAACAAGGAACAAUAUUUCAAUUCUUCCCGUUCCUUAAAUAUCUCUCAAAAGAUUUUAUGAGUACGUUCAAGGACGUUAUUCAAACAAGGGAUGAAUUUUUUGGCGGACAUCUUAAAAGUCAUCGUCAAACAUACGAAAAAGGAAUAAUUAGGGAUAUAACCGAUGCUCUUCUUCUUGCGUACGAUAAUGAAAAAGAUAAACAUCGAAAUAAAGAUGUAGGAACAAGCGACGACGUAAUGUUUCUAAUGUUGAAUGUAAUCCUAGCUGGAACUGACACUAGUACAACAGUUCUUACCUGGUUUAUGUUAUAUAUGAUUCUAUACAAAGACACCCAAGAAAAGAUACAAAAAGAAAUCGACAAAGUCACAGCGAACGGUUCUUCACCAACUUGGCGUGAUGCAGAGAAUUACCCGUAUCUUUUGGCGACAAUAUGUGAGAUUAUGCGUCAUUCGGCAUUUGUACCUUUCCUACCGCCGCACAAAGCGAUUCGUAAUACAACUAUUGCUGGAUAUCGUAUCCCGAAAGAUACAGCGGUCCUAGUGAACUUAUGGCGUAUACACACAGAUCCAAAUGAGUGGAAAGAUAGCGAGAGUUUUAAACCGGAGAGAUUUCUUGACCAGAAUGAUAAAUUCAUAGGAUGGGAAGCACGACCUGAUUUUAUCCCGUUUGGUGCAGGUGUCAGGGUAUGUAUUGGAACGGUGAUGGCCAAACAAGAAGUAUUCACUGUUGCAGCAAAACUUCUUCAGAGGUUUACACUUGACGUACCAGAAGGUGGGCCGACACCAAGUUUGGAGGGUGAGUCGAAUGCAAUCCGCGCUCCAAAGCAUUACACACUGACAGCGAAGAAACGAUUGUGAAAAACUACUAGAAAUAAACGAUAAUUAUGGUAAUAAACUAUAGUGAUAAAUUUCACUAAUGCAUCUUAGUGCAUCAUUUAUACUAAAGCAAGGUUUUAGGCCGUAGGCGCAACCAAGUGUUGAAAUACAAGCAUAUCUCAUUUGAAUUUUUCGUCGUAAUUGGUGCCACA